UAACUUUGAUCCAUUUUGUUACUUUACUCACUUAGAUCAAGAACUUGCUUAUCAUUUUCUUCUUGAAAAAUGUCUUUGAUCAAUACCAAACAUUUCACUCUCUUGGUCUUGCUGAUCUGCUUUUUGGUAAUUCAAGAAUCUCAUGGUCUAUCUCUAAAGGAAGUUGCUCCUGUGAAACUCCUAAACAGAAAGGUUUUAGAAAGCCAGUGGGCUGCAUUUGGAAAGGUAUACUACAAGCAUGCAGAGAAGAUUAAUGAGAAGUUUGCUGAUUGGGAGCUAAGAGGAGUUCCAGCUGGUCCUGAUCCAUUGCAUCACAAUGGUGCUAGUCCUAAGAAACCUAAGACUCCAUGAUCAUGCAAUAUUAAUUUUGUUUUAGCUCUAUGUUCAAGUUUUUAGUAAAGGGUAGUAUAUGGUUUCAUGUUUCUGUUUUUGUUGUUUUUGGCCCAAUAGAAAGGAAAAAACAAAAGAAACAAAAAUGUAAGUAUGGGCUUAGGCUUUAGGCUAGCUAAGUUGGAAUAUUAGGAUUUCAAGUCUCCCUGGUAUGUAUAUAGUUUGAUGCAAAGUUGUCUUUUUUAUUACUAGUACUAAAAAAA
Messenger RNA from Solanum stenotomum, 593 nucleotides. Its product is annotated as protein CLAVATA 3. NCBI's taxonomy places the organism in Eukaryota, Viridiplantae, Streptophyta, Magnoliopsida, Solanales, Solanaceae. Gene Ontology annotation, molecular function: receptor serine/threonine kinase binding. Bases 70 to 351 code for a protein of 93 amino acids. The record is from RefSeq and is a predicted model, not a curated record. The transcript has 2 exons.